GUUUGGGUUUUGGAUGCUCCACGAAAGUUGUCUCCAAAAAAGAUUACUAAAAAUUUUUUGCAGAUUUUAGCAUCGUGGAUCAAUUUCCGUAAGGUUUCGUUAUGAACACCAAACGCAUCAAACCGGAUCCGGAUCAGGGAGGCGGCGUUCGGAAGGUCCUUCGAACUACGACGACAACGACGACGGUGGCAUCGGAUGAAGCAGCGAGUUCUUCGAGGAAUAAAGUUCCGGACACCCGUCCCACGAAACAACAAACGCAGCAGCAGCGGAAAGUCGUGAUAAAGGUGCAACCCGAGCCGGAAGUGGAAGAACUGGCCGUGGUGGAACAGGAGGAGGCUGAGGGAGAGGAGCAAGGUUGCUUUUUUGUGGACCAGAAGGGCAAUUAUUACUACAAAGCCGACGACGAUGCGGAACCGAUGCUGACGAAUCUGGGCACGGAUGUGAGCGACGCGUUCGGCGAGCUGGACGGGAACCUGAUCAAAGACGUGGAAAGUGACCGUUACGUGCUGAUUAUGGACGAGGACGAACAAAGGUCCACGAUACUGCCGGAUGAUGGCGACCAGCAGGCGGACGAUAAUGAGGUUUACGAGUUCGAGGAGCAUGAAUAUGUGAGCCCGGAUACGAAGGUUAAGAAGCCGCCGCGCAAGAAGGGAGGCUCGGCGGGUGCAUCCACCUACAUGUGCAACUACUGUAACUACACGAGCAACAAACUGUUUCUACUAUCGCGCCAUCUCAAAUCCCACUCGGACGAUCGGCCCCACAAGUGUUCGGUGUGUGAGCGAGGCUUCAAGACGCUGGCCUCGCUGCAGAACCACCUGAACGCGCACACCGGCACCAAGCCGCACCGCUGCAAACGCUGUGAUUCUUGCUUCACCACUUCCGGCGAGCUGGUUCGCCACGUUCGCUAUCGCCAUACGCUCGAGCGGCCCCACAAGUGUACCGAGUGUGAUUACUCGAGUGUCGAGCUGAGCAAGCUGAAGCGCCACAUCCGGACGCACACGGGCGAGAAACCGUUCCAGUGUCCUCACUGCACGUACGCGUCGCCGGAUAAAUUCAAACUCACGCGCCACAUGCGUAUCCAUACCGGCGAAAAACCGUACUCCUGUGAUGUGUGCUUCGCGCGCUUCACGCAAUCCAACUCACUGAAAGCACACAAACUGAUACAUCAAGUCGGCGAUAAACCCGUUUUCCAGUGUGAACUGUGUCCGACGACCUGCGGCCGGAAGACGGAUCUGCGCAUACAUGUGCAGAAGCUGCACACAUCGGAUAAACCGAUCAAAUGUAAACGAUGCGAUGGCAGCUUCCCCGAUCGCUACUCGUACAAGAUGCACGCCAAAACGCACGAGGGGGAAAAGUGCUACAAGUGUGACUACUGUCCGUACGCCUCGAUCUCGUUGCGCCAUCUCGAGUCACAUCUGCUGCUCCACACCGACCAGAAGCCGUUCUCGUGUAGCCAUUGCACCCAGACGUUCCGCCAGAAGCAGCUGCUGAAGCGCCACAUUAAUCUCUAUCACAAUCCGGACUACGUGCAGCCGGAGCCGCGCGCCAAGACCCACGUGUGCCCGAGCUGUCCGCGCCGCUUUCGGCACAAGGGGAACCUCAUACGGCACAUGUCACUGCACGAUCCGGAAUCGACCAUGCACGAGGAGAAGAUGGCACUGCGUGAGGGUCGCCAGAAGAAGGUGCACAUUUUGCUCGAAGAGGAGAUCUAUGAGGACGAGGAGGAUGAUGAGGUGGACCCGGAGGAGGAGGAGGAGAAUGGCGAAGAUGUUGAGGACCAGGAGCACGCACAGAUGUCAUCGUCAGUGAGCGAUGUCGUUGCGGGCGAGGAAGACGAUGGACAGUUUGUGCUACUAGAGGUCAUACGGCUACAGGACAAAGACAAGCCGGCGAAAGCACCAAAGACCGCGACACCGAAGGAACCGUGUCGUCGUUCUCCACGAACGAGGGCAGCACAGCCGGUAUCGGUGGCUUCUGCAACCGGAAGCCGCACUAAAAAACCAUUAUUGCACAACAUUAAGUUGGAACAGAUGUCAAUGGAAGUGCGAGGAGACGACGAUGAUCUGGACGUGGAUAACACCGAGUUGGAGCUGGUUCCGGCCCAGGACGAGGACGACGAUGACGAUGGUCAGCAUAUUGUGAUCCAACAGAGUGGCGAUGAAUCCGAAAGCGAGUUUAUUCUCACAGCGGAAGAUUUGGAAGACGCCGAAAUGCUAAUGUCAAUACCGGCAUCGAAACGAAGUCGCUACGAUAUCAGCACGAUUCAAGUAACCCAGUCGGAGAUGGAAAAGAACAUGAGUACUUGCUUUGGCUUUGAGGAUGACGAUGAUGAGGAAGACGACACAGUGGAUAACAAAGGAACGAUCACUCUACUUAACUAAAGUGGCAUUGCUCUUCGCAGCUCAGCAGGACAAGAGGGAUUUUACAUGACUGGUUGCGCUCCCCUGCGAGAUAUCCACAUUUUACAUACUUGAUCACGUUUAGCUUAUGAUGGCCUUUGGGAAGAAGAAUCCUUUCUUCGAUCGUUUUGCAGUAAAACUAAGCGUAAGUUUAUGAAUAACAUGAAUUGGACCAGUAUGCAUCAUUCAGCCAUACUGUGCGUGUAUUGACCUUCAAGCGUAAAGUAAAAUAAAAAGUAAACUCAUAUCUAAUCUAAUCUUA
Messenger RNA from Anopheles aquasalis, 2661 nucleotides. Its product is annotated as transcriptional repressor CTCF-like. Gene Ontology annotation, molecular function: RNA polymerase II cis-regulatory region sequence-specific DNA binding; DNA-binding transcription activator activity, RNA polymerase II-specific. Lineage: Eukaryota; Metazoa; Arthropoda; Insecta; Diptera; Culicidae. Gene Ontology annotation, cellular component: nucleus. The record is from RefSeq and is a predicted model, not a curated record. Gene Ontology annotation, biological process: regulation of transcription by RNA polymerase II.